Messenger RNA from Cynoglossus semilaevis (tongue sole), 2989 nucleotides. RefSeq names its product family with sequence similarity 167 member Ab (gene fam167ab). NCBI's taxonomy places the organism in Eukaryota, Metazoa, Chordata, Actinopteri, Pleuronectiformes, Cynoglossidae. The record is from RefSeq and is a predicted model, not a curated record. The transcript has 4 exons. The coding region runs from base 91 to 798 and encodes 235 amino acids.
CAGUGUGACGAGGAUGGCGAUGACGGUGAUGAUAACGUUACUGUGUUUGUAGGAGCGCCAGAUGUUUUCAAUCGUGGUCCUAAUGAGCUGAUGACGCGUCUGAUCACCGCUGGGGAGAGUCUUAUUAAGGGCUGCACCGAAGAUGAAGUGCGAGUCCUUGUAAAAUGUAGAUUUAUCAUGGACCACCACUUGUCUCAUAACAUCAAGGCUGACACAGAUGAUGCCUCAGAAGAAGCAGAGGGUAAAGAGGAUGAGCAACUGCCAGCAGAUGACCAUCUGAUGACCCUGAAAGCCCUGACAGAGAAGUUGAGACUGGAGACCAGGAGGCCGUCUUAUCUGGAAUGGAAAGCCCGGGUGGAGGCGGACAGCUUCAGGGGACAGACAGGGACUGGACAAAGUCCAGUACAGGCCAAGAGUGAAGGGGAAUCAGUGCCAACCAGAGAGGGUGCAGUAAACUGCGAUGGGGCGCCAUCAGGUGUGCUGAACGGAUUUGGGAACAUUGAUGAAGCUCUCAGCUGGCUCAGGAGAGAACUGACUGACAUGCGUUUGCAAGACCAGCAGCUGGCCAGGCAGCUCAUGCGGCUCCGGAGCGACAUCAAUAAGCUAAAGAUCGAACAGACGUGUCACCAGCACCGCAGGAUGCUCAACGAUGCCACCUUUGGCAUGGAAGAGCGAGACGAGUUGUCAGACCUGCUCUGCGAAUGCCCUGUGACUCCAGGCCUCGGCCUCUCAGCCCCCCUGAGACUUAUUGGUGUCACAAAGAUGAACAUUAAUUGUCGACGUUUCUCGCUCUGCUAACAGCUCUCGCCUGAAACUCGUAGUUUAAUCCAGAGGAAUGUGUUUUAGUUUUAGUCUAAAUGUUUAGUUUGGUAAAUCAACUUCUAUAUUUUAUAUAAACAAUAAAUGUUUAGAUAGAGUUUUAAUAUGACAUUCUUUAAACCCAAACUAAGUCAAAAAAAUUACAUUACGCAAACAUGACUUGUGUGGUUGGGCAUAUAUGUGUAUGUGCGGAGUAUAAAUAUUGCAUAUAUUCGAACAGGAAAUUUCCUUCUUUCUGUAGAUAGGACUAUUGCCUCAAAUCUAAAAGAACAGAAACAAGAUGAUUUACAGUUACAAGUUCAAUACUGACCUCUGUAGGAUGCUUUUGUAACAGUAAACUAAUUUCAGUCUUAGAUUUGUUUAUUUAACUCUUUCUUUCCCUCACUCUAAUAUGACAAUUUCACAUUGCAAUAAACUCCAUAUUAUUCACAAUAAAUGUGUUGUGAGUGGUUUUGGUAAAAAGGAGAGCUGUGACAUCAACAUGUUCUCUGCCUAAUCAGCCUAUAAUCAAAUGGAACAGCCCGUACCUGGAAACAGGUUUGGUCACAUAUGACACCGUACACAGACCAUUGUCAGGGCCUUUCAUGAAAAAUUACCCACAUUGUUGGUUUGUGGAUUGAUUUUUAAAUUUAAAUAUGGUAACGUUACAGUAGUGGUAACAGUUGAAAAUGAUUUUGCUGUAAAUAAGGCUAUAUUAGAUGACGUGUUGAAUGCUUUGCACGUUCACCUGUUAAGCAAUCACUAGUCUCCUUCAGCUAAACCUAGUGUUUUUGAAAUGGAAAAGGUGUUAAAAGAGUCAAGCACCAUCCAUUGGCUAGGUAGAAGUUUUUUCUCUUUCUUGAGUGCACUCUCAACAAAUUCUUGUGCAAACACAGACUAAGCCUUGGCUUAUGAGGGAGCCACACUCCAUGUGACGACAUGGGCACAGGGGGUGAUGAGUCGUUGCAUGUGACCAUCAGUGAACCCCACUCUCUGAUCCCUGUGUCCCUCCCAAACCAGCCUGAAGAGCCGUGGCAUGAAUGACUUUGUUGAGACUAAGAUUUUCACACAUGAGUUGCAGCUUUAUGACGGCUUAUUGGCACUGAAAGAACUCUCCUUCAGAAUAACAGGCUGCCAAAGCAUCAACAAAUAUUAACUAACAAGCGAGUUAGUGUAAACAAGUUAUAUAUAUCUUACUGCGGAAAAAUAUAUAUAUUUCCUCAGCUCAACUUGCAUGGACUGACAAAUACUUUGGGUUACUGAUCAAUGGUUUGGUCCAAAUUUAUCAUCCACUGCAAAUGUCUGGCCCUGCUUAUUGGUUUGAACAUUCGACCCAACUGAGCUUAUAAUUGAAUGCCCCUGGUUUAAUAUUCCAGGCUCUGCCAGCAGUUUUACAGCUCUGCUUCGUUUCCUCAACAAAAACUAUGAUGUUACCUUAAUCAUCACUCCUUAUGAAAGGUACUACAUCAAAAGGAAUGUGCAGAUGUCUGGUCAGUUUCUUCUGCCUCAAACUCACAAAACUAAUCCCACAAACUGAGGGCCUUCAGUUACAUCCACUGUGACAACUGUGAUGGAAGGAAAACUCAAGUUUCAAAGCAGCUUAAGUGCAUCCAAGCAGAUGACCAAUCAAAAGAUUUAACUCAACAUUUUUUUUAAUUGUUACCUCCCGUCCUGUUUGGUCAAAUUAAGUAAAAUCAGUGUCAAGUCACAGAGCCUGAGGAGUUGAUGACAGGAUACAUAUCACGUUUGAUUCUUGUGAUUUUACCACACCAGACAGACAGUGUAAAUGUUAUUUAAUAACUAUGGUUUUCUCAACAACUUCAUAAUGACCAGUCUGCAAGGGACCGACAGUUGGCAACACUACUGCAGUGUAAAGGCACAAUGACAGAUGUAAUGUCAUAAAAAGAUGACCUGCAUGGGAAGAAGAAAUAUAUAUAUAUAUAUAUAAAAAACCAUAACGUUACAUCAGCCAUCAGCUAACAGGCUUUGUCAAAUACAGUCCUCACUCGGCUACGUUCAACCGAAUGACAAUUUGUUGUUAUUACAGCAUUUUUUGGGCAGUUUGAAAAAGUAUAUAUAUAUACGUAUAUCCAUAUAUACGUGUAUAUAUAUAUACACACACAUAUAUAUAUACACAUAUAUACAUAUAUAGGAGUAAACACUUGAUACAAAUGAUAGUGUAACACAAAAU